Thyridium curvatum is the source of this 1374-nucleotide messenger RNA. RefSeq lists its product as uncharacterized. The record is from RefSeq and is a predicted model, not a curated record. NCBI's taxonomy places the organism in Eukaryota, Fungi, Ascomycota, Sordariomycetes, Thyridiales, Thyridiaceae. The coding region runs from base 1 to 1374 and encodes 457 amino acids. The transcript is spliced from 5 exons.
AUGGACGAGAUCUUCUACCGCCGGCACCUCGACGAGUGCGAUGUCAUUUGCGAAGAAACAGGUUAUCUGCAAGUCCUGCAAUACUCGGAUGGCCAGUACAAUACCUCCGACCAGCACAGUUUGAAACUGGGCGAUGACUUUGACAAUUUCAUUGUUCGCAAAGGGACGUUCAAAGCCCCGGCAUUGCCUAAAGGAACGACAUUCGCCAGUGGGAUCCGCCUCCUUCUCCAGCUCAAUGCUCGCGACCCAAAAACAUUCGAACCGGGAGUGAUCUCAUUGCCGAAGGAAGCCUUUGAUGGCCUGGUCCGCCAGUUCAAGCUCCCAUUUCGCAACCUCGAGACAUCAAGUGCCGUCGGCCCGUUGUUUUGGUGGACUGGCAAACGGGAAUUGUCGAAAGAUUGUCUGCGUAAGUCCAAAUACCAGGGCUUCCUUCUUGCCAAACAUAUUCUCACAAAAGCAACAGAGCUCGUAUUUCGCAAGUCGGAUGUCGAGUGGCUGGGGCACUCAAGAGGAUGGAUGAUGAUGCUCUCCUAUUCUUUUCCAACAAAAAUGACAAAUGGAUACAUCAAAGCUACAGAGUCCGCCAAGUUCAACGAGACCCUAGACUUGUUCCAGGACUUCAAGGAGCCUGGGAGCCAUCCACUGCUCUUGCCAGUGCUGGCACUGAACAAAGAGCUGGCAACUAAGAACGACAAAAUGCAACGGGACGUUCGAGCCAAGCUCCGCGCGCUCGAAGAAGCAUUGUCUCAACGCUAUCAGUUGGAUCCAAGCAAGAGUCAACCCUCCGCCAAUGACCACCUGCUCGAUGCGAUUAAUCGUGGCCUAGCCGACUGUCAGUGCAAAGCCAUGUGGAAGCGUCCGCAGGCCUGGAGAAACGUCAUUGACCAGAUGGCCGAUGCCACAGAGUUCUUUUGGCAGACCUGCUCGGAAGAUGAAAAGUCUCAAGAGCUGACAGAGAUGCAUCACGAGAUAAGAGACCGUUUGCAGUAUCUGACAAUAAAGCUCAACGCCCUUGAAGCAUACUCUCAAGUCACACUCGAGCGGCUAAAUGUGCAAAGACAGGUUAUGGAUAGCCUCAUAAACCAGCGAGAAUCAAGACUGAACCUGAGGAUCGCAGACCAGCAGAGCCGCCUGGCUUUGAUAAGCAGGCAAGACAGCAUGUCAAUGAAGACCCUGACUAUGCUAGGCGCUUUCUUCCUCCCUGGCACAUUCCUAUCGUCCUUGUUCAGCAUGUCUUUCUUCAAGUUUGACAAUGGUGAGGAAACGACAGAGUCCUCCUCUAGCGUGGCAGGACUUUGCGCUGAUACACCCAAAACUGCGCAGAUAUCCACGGCUCGGUCUCUCCUCGCAUCUGGAUAUACUUUGCGUCGAUGA